Molecule: messenger RNA, 1358 nt
Organism: Lathyrus oleraceus (garden pea)
Lineage: Eukaryota; Viridiplantae; Streptophyta; Magnoliopsida; Fabales; Fabaceae
Product: protein MAIN-LIKE 2-like
Exons: 2
Coding region: 17-829 (270 amino acids)
Biological process (GO): meristem maintenance; meristem development
Source: RefSeq, a predicted model, not a curated record
UCAACGUUCACACCCAAUGCCUUAUCCAGACCCAUGGUGCGUACCUUACAUACAACGUGCGGGUUUCGGUCAUGUUAUGCAUGUCGUAAAUGCCACAAUUGAUGUCAAAUUCAUUUUGGCUCUGUGUGAACGUUGGAGACCUGAGACACACACUUUUCACCUACCAACUGGUGAAUGUACCGUCACAUUAGAGGACGUGUACAUGCUUUUGGGUCUUAGAAUAGAUGGUAAGCCUGUCACCGGAAAUGUUCAACAGCCUAACCAAAUAUGUGUUCAAAUGUUGGGGGUAGAUCUGGUCGAGGGUGAGGGGUCUGCCAAAGCAAGGGGUCAGGGUAUUAAAUUAUCUAGCCUACAAAUGUACCACGACUCCAUAACUUUGACUGAGGAAUCCUCCGAACAAGAAAAAGUCAUAAAAACCCGGGUUUACAUUAUGCUAUUGUUUGGGAACUUGCUAUUUCCCGAAGGGACGGGAAAUAGCAUAAACUUUAUGUACUUGAGUUUGCUCGGGGACAUUGAUAGAAUAAGCACAUAUAGUUGGGGUUCUGCAGUAUUAGCAUUCCUAUAUAGCUCUUUGUGUAAAAAUGCACAAAAUGAGCACUGUACAUUUUCUGGAUGUGCUUUCUUGCUCCAAACAUGGGGGUGGUGGAGAUUGCCGAGGCUAGCCCCAGAAAAUCCUAAUGUCUACUCCUUCCCCUACGCAACUAGGUUCAUUGCAACCGGACUGGAUUACAGUCUUACCCCCAAAAAUAAAAUUAUAUUUUAUCGUCAACUCUUGGAUCGUCUCCGAGCACAAGAUGUAUUACCACUAAAUCACUCAGCUUCUAACUGAUUUAUUAAUAUCAUGCAUUCUCGAUAAAUAACAUUUUUACUUUUUUCUUUGCAGUUUAUUUGGAGGCCAUAUUUGGGAUUGGAACAUCAACCCAACCCCGAAGAUGCAGCUGUUUGGACAGCAAAAACGGCCAUAAUGCGGUUCACCACUGUGGAGAUGCACCAAAGUGACCGUGUCAAGCUUCAAUUCGGAAUGCAUCAAGAAAUCCCAGGCCCCCCAAUGUCUAUGGAACCUUGGCAUCUAAAAAAAGUCAGCCACCAGUGGUAUGCCCAAAAUUGGAAGGAAUUUGCUAAGGAGUUUCGUAAAAUGUGGAAAGACCGUGCCCACUAUGUUCUACAAUUUCCGGUGGCGCCCAACGAAAUGAAGCCGACAAGGGAAUAUGUGGAUUGGUAUAGAGCAAAUACAAAUCCAGAAAUGAUUGUGUCUGACCCGUUCUAUUUGGACGAUCCCCGGAUGCAACAGCCAUAUUUCCAACAACAACAACCACCACAGUAUUCCCAACAACAACAACCACCACAGUAUUCCCAAC